CAUCAUUAAUCCUUCCCAUUUGCCCAUCAUAUCCACACACACACACUAUAUAUACAUGUAUAUGGAUUUCAUAGUUCAAUAUUCUAAAAAAUUACUACUGUCAAAAUCUAGCCAAAAAAUGCAAAAAUCUCCCCAUUUUCUCAUCCUUACACUACUCUUACCAAUCCAUUAUUUGAUGGAUUAUAGUUCAGCCAAAAACGAUAUCAACACUGAUCGUUCUUCACUUCUCGCCUUAAAAUCUCAAAUCACUUUAGAUCCUCAAAAUAUAUUGACCCAAAAUUGGAGCACUGAAGCCAGUGUUUGCAGUUGGAUCGGAGUUACUUGUGAUUCACGUUACAAUAGGGUUACUCAGUUGAAUAUAUCGUCCAUGGGUCUUGUCGGAACCCUCCCACCAGAAAUUGGGAAUCUUUCUUCUCUCGUUUCUUUAGACGUGAACGAGAACUCCUUUCAUGGCCCCAUUCCCCCAUCUAUCUUCAACAUGUCAUUUCUAGAAGUUUUGGAACUAAGGAAUAAUAGUUUGUCUAGUAGUUUACCUCUUGAUAUGUGCAAACACAAUCUGCAUAGACUCAAGAGGCUUCGUAUAUCUUACAACAAGAUGUAUGGGGAAAUACCAUCGAGUUUGGAGAAGUGUUCACAGCUUGAGUAUCUUUCUUUGGUAAACAACACUUUCACUGGAUUUGUGCCGACAGAAAUUGGGAACUUGACGAAGCUUCAAGAGUUGUACCUUGGUGUAAAUAAGUUGACUGGAGUUAUUCCACAAGAGAUACAUCAUCUUCAUAAUUUAACAGUAUUGGACUUGAGUUCGAACAAGUUAUCAGGCACCUUGCCACCAACCAUUUUCAACAUGUCUUCCUUGGCAUGGAUUGACUUAUCAAGUAACACACUUAGCGGGGCAUUGCCUUCAGAAAUUGGGAACAAGAAAGCAGUACUAGAGUUUUUAUCCCUUGAAAACAAUGCUUUAACCGGUACUAUUCCGAAAGAGAUUGGGAACAUGAAAGCACUAUCUACUUUAGUACUUCAGAACAAUGCCUUAACCGCAUUUACAGCCAUUGUUGAGACCUUGAACUUCUUCUCAAAUCUAUAUUUGACUUUUCCAUAUAGCAUUUACAGAUAUGUCCUUCUCAAAUCUAUAUUGUUCUUUGUCUUCCAUUGA
Messenger RNA from Salvia miltiorrhiza (redroot sage), 1153 nucleotides. Its product is annotated as probable leucine-rich repeat receptor-like protein kinase At1g35710. The record is from RefSeq and is a predicted model, not a curated record. Bases 56 to 1153 code for a protein of 365 amino acids. The transcript is spliced from 4 exons. Gene Ontology annotation, molecular function: protein binding. NCBI's taxonomy places the organism in Eukaryota, Viridiplantae, Streptophyta, Magnoliopsida, Lamiales, Lamiaceae.